This is a messenger RNA of Meleagris gallopavo (turkey), 1436 nucleotides long. It is a transcript of the gene CD74, whose product is annotated as CD74 molecule. Gene Ontology annotation, molecular function: macrophage migration inhibitory factor binding; MHC class II protein binding; cytokine receptor activity. Lineage: Eukaryota; Metazoa; Chordata; Aves; Galliformes; Phasianidae. Gene Ontology annotation, biological process: T cell activation involved in immune response; positive regulation of type 2 immune response; positive regulation of cytokine-mediated signaling pathway. Gene Ontology annotation, cellular component: cell surface; cytoplasm; membrane. The record is from RefSeq and is a predicted model, not a curated record.
GCGGGGGGUGCUUAGUUGGGGUAUUUCCAGCAGCAGUUUGUGGGGCUCUCAUUUCCCCAUCGGGCAGCAGUGGUGAAGCCAUGGCUGAGGAGCAGCGGGACCUCAUCUCCUCCGAUGGCAGCAGUGGGGUGCUCCCCGUUGGGAACAACGAGAGAUCCACACUCGGCCGCAGAAGCGUGCUGUCGGCGGUGUCCAUCCUGGUGGCCCUGCUGAUCGCUGGCCAGGCCGUCACCAUCUACUAUGUGUACCAGCAGAGCGGGCAGAUCAGCAAGCUGACCAAGACCUCGCAGAGCCUGAAGCUGGAGUCGCUGCAGAGGAGGAUGCCCACCAACACCCAGCCAGCAAACAAGAUGGCGAUGUCCAUGAUGAACAUGCCUAUGGCCAUGAAGGUGCUGCCUCUUGCCCCCUCUGUUGGUGACAUGCCCUUGGAGGCCAUGAAACCCCGCAGCAACAAGACUGAGGAUCAAGUCAGGCACCUGCUGCUGAAAGCAGACCCCAGGAAGACAUUCCCCGAGCUGAAGGACGACAUGCUGGGCAACAUGAAGCGUCUGCAGAAGACCAUGAGUGCUAUGGACUGGAAGGAUUUUGAGGCCUGGAUGCACAAGUGGCUGCUCUUUGAAAUGGCCAAAAGCCCCAAGGAGGAGCAGAAUGCAAUCCCAGCGGAGAAAGUGCAAACUAAGUGCCAGGCAGAGGCCAGUUUCGGUGGUGUCCAUCCGGGUCGCUUCCGCCCCGAAUGCGAUGAGAACGGCGACUACCUGCCCAAGCAGUGCUUUGCCAGCACAGGCUACUGCUGGUGCUGCUACAAAAAUGGCACCAGGAUUGAGGGCACUGCCACCCGGGGAGAGCUGGACUGCUCGGCGCCCACCCCGACAGAGCCUGAGGAGAUGAUCUUCUCCGGGGUGGACAUGCUGAAAGCCAAGUAGAAGAGGACGCCUGUGGAUGCCCAUCCAGCCUUCAGCAUCUCAGUCCACCUUUUUUUGCUCCAUUUUUCUGCUCUUACCUUGCUUUCCCGAAGACAAUUAGAGCAUUCCUGCCCUGAUCUCAGUUACGUCCUUUCCCCCGCUGCAGAACAGGACCUGGGGUGGACCACAGUUGGUUGGGGCUGCAGUGCGACUGCUCCAUUUACUGACCCGGGGGUAGAGGUGGAAAAUGAUUUCAGCUCUGGUAGCCCCAGUCGUUUUUGCUAAUGGGAUGUGAGCUGCAACUCUGGCACUGUGUGAGGGACGCCACCUGGUUCCCAGCCUUCUCCUGUUCCCCCAGGACACCUCUCCCAGCACCCGCAGCAGCAAUGCAGAGAUCACCCCUGCUGAAGAAUGAGCCACUAAUGCUUUCUUUCACUGAACAAACAUUAAAAGCAGCAAAACAACCUUCCUGAGCUUAUCUAACCCCUGUAGGUUGGAGUACUGUUAAGAGCACUAAACCUUCCUUCAUCUUUC